Otolemur garnettii (small-eared galago) is the source of this 5077-nucleotide messenger RNA. RefSeq names its product adenylate kinase 4 (gene AK4). The record is from RefSeq and is a predicted model, not a curated record. Gene Ontology annotation, cellular component: cytoplasm; mitochondrion. The coding region runs from base 543 to 1214 and encodes 223 amino acids. Lineage: Eukaryota; Metazoa; Chordata; Mammalia; Primates; Galagidae. The transcript has 6 exons. Gene Ontology annotation, biological process: nucleobase-containing compound metabolic process. Gene Ontology annotation, molecular function: AMP kinase activity; ATP binding; nucleoside diphosphate kinase activity.
GGAAGGCACCGCCCUGCGGGAUCCGGGCCGGAGGCCUCUCGGAGCGCUGCCUCCGGCGAGGUGCGUGUAGACUUGGUCGCCGUGGCGGCGGGGCGCAGGCCGGGGCUCCUCGCUGGCCCCGCGGCUGGGGAGCGCCCCCGCCACCACAGCCUGUCUGGGCCCUCCGAGUGAGAGCUGACGGCGGCGGCCGCGGAGACCCCAGGGAAUGUGACAGUCGCCGGGGUGGGGCCAAGACACGGACUACACUGUGCCCACGUGCUGGGGGCCAGACGGGGCUCAGCCCCGAGACCGCCCGGGGCGUGGGACGGCGGGGGCGCGCUUCCAGGCUCCACUACCCCAGCCUCCUGGCUCGCAGAGACUGGCUCGGGGAUGCCCGGCCGCUUGGGUGCCCGGCCCCCUUCUUGGACCGCGGCGUGAGGAGCGAGACAGAGGAAAGGACCGAGGGGCGGCCGGCCAGUCCCGGUGCGGGCGGACGCGGCUAGAGGUAGGGGCCAAGAAGCCGAGUCCCCGGGCUGCCUUCGGGCCGCCCUCCUCGCGGAGCAAUGGCUUCCAAACUCCUGCGCGCGGUCAUCCUUGGGCCGCCCGGCUCGGGCAAGGGCACUGUGUGCCAAAGGAUCGCCCAGAACUUUGGCCUCCAGCAUCUCUCCAGCGGCCACUUUUUGCGGGAGAACAUCAAGGCCAAGACCGAAGUUGGUGACUUGGCAAAGCAGCACAUAGAGAAAGGUCUUCUGGUUCCAGAUCACGUGAUCACACGUCUGAUGAUGUCGGAGCUGGAGCAGAGGCGCGGCCAACACUGGCUACUGGACGGUUUUCCUAGGACAUUAGGACAAGCUGAAGCCCUGGACAAAAUCUGUGACCUGGAUCUCGUGGUUAUUCUGAACAUUCCAUUUGAGACACUUAAAGAUCGUCUCAGCCGACGCUGGAUUCACCCUCCCAGUGGAAGGGUGUACAACCUGGACUUCAACCCCCCACACGUGCAGGGGCUUGACGACCUCACUGGUGAGCCAUUAGUCCAGCAGGAGGAUGAUAAACCAGAAGCGGUCGCUGCCCGGCUCAGGCAGUACAAGGACGUGGCCAAGCCGGUCAUUGAGCUGUACCGGAGCCGAGGAGUGCUCCACCAAUUUUCUGGGACGGAGACUAACAAAAUCUGGCCCUAUGUUUACACGCUUUUCUCGAACAAGAUCACACCUAUUCAGUCCAAAGAAGCAUACUGACCCUGCCCAGCGGAAGAAUCAGGGAGCUGUGGUCAUCCUUUCAGUUAUGUGUUUAGUACUGGUGCUGUGUCCAGAUUAGAAGCUAGCCAAAAUAACUUGCAGCAUCUUUUUUAGUUUAAAUGAUGAACUGAUUUGAAAACUAAUGAAUAGAAGGAAUUUGUGAAGAGACUCCCUGACUUUCAAAGGAAUGGCCACCUCCCUAAGUGUGAGGUGUGUCUGUGUCCGGCUCAGGCCCCUUACAUGCGUGUGCCAGGUGGAUUUCCAGUGGCCUAUAACUUGCUUUCUCACUGACUACGUGGUCGUGUUGUCACUGCAGAACUCCUCUUACUCGUGAUAGUGGCUGGUGUCUCUGGAUUUCCCUAUCCCUCUAAAAAUGGUUGAACCAUAGGACCAGUAAGCCUCAGAAUGACCAGGGCCCUGUCCAGGAUUUCUCCGGAGUGUGCCCUGCUGGGAAGAUGAAGUUGAAGUCGGUCCCUCUCACAGCUGUCUCCUGGUCCUGAGUGGCUGUGUCCAUGGCUCCCUGGCCUGGCAGGAGUGGCUGCCACCCCAUGCCCAUGCUUCACAUACAAUCUCCUUUUCAGAAAUCCUGGGAUGAGAGGAUUUGGCUGUAGUGUUUUCAAGAUUAUGUAUUUUUGCAUCUGUUUUCUCUCUUCCUGGGCUAUUAAAUAGUACAGAUCAUUGCAGUUAUCCCUUGAAUGACCUUCUGCGAGCUGAAGAGUGAAGGGCUGCAUGGAAUCUCUUCAUGGGCUAGGGAGUGAGCUGGGCAGGGGUCUGACUCUCAGAGAUGGACACUGCUUCUUUCUUUUAUUAUAAAAAAAAAUCAAACCCCUUAAAGUCUUUUGGGAGCCCACCUAAAGUCUUUUGGGAACCCUCAGAAAAAGGGAAUUAUGUAUCUACACAAAUGUUGGAAGAUCAUAUCUUAUGCGUAGAAGUAGUGAGGCCAUCUGGGAUGACUGGACUGACAGAGGAGUUAGGCUUAUUAUUUAAGACAACAACAUGAUCUGUGAAAAUGCUGCUACCGAUGCUGACAGUGUGUUUCUCCUGUACGUGACCCAAGUGUAUCAAACAUUGUCAUGGGGAACGGAGCCUGUGCGGUUGGGUACAAUGUCGCACCAACUGUGCCAGACUGGGUAUGCUGGCUUUACAAUUACGGGGAACAAAAUCUUCAUUUUUUUUUUUUUUCUGUUCCAAAGAUGUAUUCUAUGGGGUGGCCACAGAGUCUAGAAUAGAUACUAGUAUUUUGUCAUUUGUUAUAAUGGAUAGCAAGAAGCCAUGUGUAACAAGAUUUGUCUGGUUUCCAGACGUGGUGGCCACCUUGGAUAAUUCCUGCUGUCCUCUAGGAAGGACAAUGAAGUUUAUUCCUGCUGCCUUAAAAAUACACGUCCCUUCUUCAUGCAUCCUGACUGUACCCCGCGGGCCACCUUACUGCUCCUGGAAGUGACUUCUGUCUAACCCUUCACUCUGGGGAGGAAAAGAAGAGCAUUUCCUGGUUAAGACACACUUCACUGCCUACAGGUGUCCCGGCAAACCCCACAUCCCUGCACUGCUGUGUGUGUUACAUGUGCCGUGUGUGGUGCCAGCGCACACCUUCCCUGCUCUCGCCGGACCCCCUUCCCGGUCCCUUUGUGGGAAUGUUCUCUGGAUACCUUAGUGGAAAUUUAGACCAGUCUCCUCAUUCUCUCAGUGACAGCAAAGUAAGACUAUUUAUCUUUCAGGUUGAUGCACUGAAACGGCCCAGUGCAGGGCUGUGGAAAGUCAGCAUGUUAUAUCGGCUCUGAGCACUUUAGAAUUUAGGGUUGCAAUUGAACACGAGAUGGUACAGACAGGUAGGUAUUGGAUGUGUAGGUAAAGCUCAGGCUUCCUUGAGAACCAGGUACAGAGAAAAACAAGUCUGAUAUGAGAAAAAUGGCCAUUUCUGCAAACUAGAAAAAGUAGAAAGUUAAAGUUACAUUUUAUGGGUAACUCAAAAGAGGAAAGUAUGUGCUUUAUUGGAAGCAGAAACAUCUUCAAGCUUUUAGCAGACCUUGCAGUGUGAUGACUGCCUUUGGGAUGUGAGGAAGGAAUGGGAAGAGGCUGAUCCCUGAUUCCAUCCUCUCUCCUCCCUCCCUGGAUCCCUCUCUCUUCUUUUCCAGCUAAAUAGACAGUUGUAGCCAACACCGAGUCAUUCGGUGAGAUGCGACAAGGCUUGAUUCUGCUGCAGCUGGCCAGCAGGUGAGGGUCCUUUGCUAGGUGAGACCAAUAAUUAGGGAAACAUCUUUUCCAUGGGCUUUGAAAGAUGAUGCUUGUUUUUCAUGGUCAGUGGCCUUAAAACAGUCUUUCUGGUUCUUGUAAACCUUCUAGUUUUCCCUUAAGUAAUUUUGUAAGAGUUAUCUUGAAAAUUUGACAAAAUUAAAGGGACUUUUUUUCUUGGUUUUCUUCCAUUGCAACACAUAUCACUCUUUCACAUUUAAGAGAAGGGCACAGUUUGGAUGGUCUUUAAGACUCCACCCCAGCUCUGAAUUCAUCUGCUUCCAUUAUCUUCAUAGCUCCCACUUACUUAGAACUUGGAAAUGCUGCUGUGUUUAUGGGCCCCACCCUAACACAAGCACUCGACAGCUACUAUUUAUUGAAUAGUUGCUUACUGAGUGCAGUGUCCCGCUGUAGGACCCUUACGGACCCUCAUCUGCCCUUUCUAGCAUCCUGUGAGGUUGGCAUGAUUGUGUGUUUAUAAACUCAGAAGGCAGGGUUGGGGUGUGAAGCAUCCUUCCAGGUCUCUGCAGCUGAUGAACAGUGUAGCUGGGACCCAGAGAAGUUUCCUGAAUCAGAAGAUGGGCAUGUUUCUGGAUUAAAUACCUGUGUCCUGUCCCCAGAAACCUAGACCCCCAAGCCUGCGGGUUCUGCUUGUAGCCUCAGAUCAAGAAUAUUCUGUGUGAGAAUAGUCUUCCCUUCUCUUAUGUAAGUGAAGGAAUCUGCUGGAGAACAGUCUGAGCCCAUAGCCCUUGCCCAGCACUCACGGGCAGACAGAAUAAAAGGCCAUCCUGGUGGGUGGGGCUUGGGCCCAGGCUAAUCUGCAGAGGAUGAGUAUGUCUCUCUCUCCCCCUCUGACAUCCACUGUGCUGUGCCCUGAGACAGCUCUGCACCACUGCAGUUGUGGGUUUCACACGCAGGCCUGUGUGGGUUUCACACCCAGACUCUGCUCACUUUUCUUCCCUGAGAUGAGGAUGAAUCCCUCCCUCUCUCCCUCUCCAGACAAGGUUCAGAUGGCCAGGGAGCCCUUCCAAGUGCUGGCAGGUGCCUGAGCGUCCGCACAGGUGACUCUGGACUUGUGCACCAUUCUUUACUCCAUCUAAGCACAUCACAUGCACUGUCUGUUCAAAUCCUCAGCACUACCUAACGUAGUGGAUGGGACUAGCUCAAUUAACUUACCUCCUUUUAUUUAACAUGUGUUUUCAUGUACCUAUGGGAUUAAUCAGGAAAUUUAAAGGAGUCUUUUUCAGACCUUCAGCCCUAUUUGAGCUCCUCAUUCUUAUUAGUGGAUAAACCAGGGUGUUUGCCCACCUGGAAUCUUCACUUUUGGCGCUCUGGUGCUGAGACAGGGAGGGGCUCAGUGGGUCACCGUGGGGUCUGCUUGAGGUGUGCCACAGAUGUGUGGCACAGAUCACGUGUGCACAGAGGGCAAGUGACAUGGGUCACAUGUGCACAGAGGCAUGUGGCACGAGUCGUGUGUGCACAGAGGCGUGUGGCAUGGGCUGUGUGUGCACAGAGGCCGUGUGGCACGGUUCGUGUGUGCACAGAGGCCGUCUGGCACGGGUCGUGUGUGCACAGAGGCGUGUGGCACGGGUCGUGUGUGCACAGAGGCCGUGUGGCACGGGUCGUGUGUGCAC